Grus americana (Whooping crane) is the source of this 7005-nucleotide messenger RNA. RefSeq names its product BCL2 antagonist/killer 1 (gene BAK1). Gene Ontology annotation, biological process: extrinsic apoptotic signaling pathway in absence of ligand; regulation of apoptotic process; intrinsic apoptotic signaling pathway in response to DNA damage. NCBI's taxonomy places the organism in Eukaryota, Metazoa, Chordata, Aves, Gruiformes, Gruidae. The record is from RefSeq and is a predicted model, not a curated record. Gene Ontology annotation, cellular component: mitochondrial outer membrane. Gene Ontology annotation, molecular function: protein heterodimerization activity; protein homodimerization activity. Bases 1073 to 1726 code for a protein of 217 amino acids. The transcript is spliced from 6 exons.
UCUUUGCAUGGCACGUGCUCAUUUAUAAAGAUGACUCCUGUGCCAUCUUGGAGGGGUUGCUAAAUCCAUUUCCUGGGUGCUGCCUGCUGCUUUUAACCCUCCGCGGCCUCCUACAAGAGCAAAAAAUCAGGGUGGAGCUGAAUAUUUUAGCAGCUGCUGAGAAUUAGACGCUGCUCCCAGUAACCUGCAGCUUCCCUCAUACCCUCUGUUGAGCCCUGUCUCAAGUCCUGGAGAGCCUUCAUUUUCUGCAGCCUUGGGCUGUCUCUAAGUGUACGGGUGUCGUAUCCUCCUUCACGCCGCUCCCUGCUCUCCUCCAGCACAGUAUUCUCGUAAAACAGGGGGAACGGGGCAAAUCAAAGGGGCAUUGGGCUGGGAAGCAGAAGGAAUUUGGGCGGCAGCGCUCUUGACACUGGAGAGGUUGGGCUGAGGCAUUUUGACCCCCAGCAGAGGCUGGCAGUGAGAUAUCUUGGGUGUUCAUUCGCUUUGCUGGAGCGGGAGUUUAGGGUCCUCCCCAGGGAGCAGGUUGGGGACCGGCAGCGUGCUGACGGGGACAUAGCUGCCGGUCCCAGAUGCGCAUGUGCGCAAAAGGGCUGCAGCGUCUGUGUUGCAAGAGAAGAAAGCGCUGCAAGAAACUAUCUUGAGAAGGAAACUGAAAAUGAAAGUUCCUCUUAAGUGAUGGCCACAGUCGCAGCCUGCCGCUUCCUAAGAGUUUGGCAGACGGCAAGGGUGAAGAAUCACGACUCAGCUGCUUCUCGGGCACUGGCCUCCUGCGCCGACCAGCCAUCCUUCACAGGGAGCAGUCAGGUCUGCAGCAGAAGUUCCCCGUUACUCGUGGCCGAGGUCUGGUCAGAGGCAGUGGGUUGAUGUGAAACACAACCGGUUGCACCUAUAGACCAAACUGUAAAAGCUCCCGAGGAAGCUGAACUCUUUGGCUGGAUGCGUCCACAUUGUACCCAGGGUUCAGUACAGCCUUGGGUUGUAGCAGCGUUACGGCAGAAAUUCAUACUGCUUUGGUUACCCACGAGCUCCAGAGAGCUGCGGUAAAGCUGAUACUCCCAAGCAUCUUUCUGCAAUGGCCUCAGGGAACGACGGUGACCCGCCGAGGGCCCAGGGACGCCGGGGAAGCAAUGGGCGCAGGCUGUCGCAAGAGCUCAAUUCAGAAGACCAGGUGGCAGAGGAGACGGAGGAGGUGUUUCGGAGCUAUGCCUUCUACCGCUACCAACAGGAGAGAGAGGAGAGAGGGGAGGAAGUGCCCAUGGACGCAGAGAUUGAGGAGAUCCAGCAGGAGGUGGGCAGCACCGGGAGCCUGGUGGGAAGGCGCCUGGCCAUCAUCGGUGACGACAUUAACGAGCGGUACGACGCGGAGUUUCGCUACAUGCUGAAAUCCUUGCAGCCCACCAAGGAUAACGCCUACGAGUACUUCACCAGGAUAGCCUCCAGCUUGUUCGAGAGCGGCAUUAACUGGGGCCGGGUGAUUGCGCUGCUGGGCUUCGGCUACCACAUGGCCAUGCACGUCUGCCAGCACGGCAUGCCAGGCUUCUUCCGCCGGAUCGCCCACUACGUCGCGGAGUUCGUGCUCCGGAACCGCAUCGCCCAGUGGAUCGCCCAGCAGGGAGGAUGGGUGGCUGCGCUCGAUCUGGACAAUGUUUACAUGAAGUACAUGCUGGUGGUGGUGGCCCUGGUCAUGGUGGGGCAUUUAGUGGUACGACGCUUCUUCAGGCCCUGACUGACGUGGGGGCAGAGGCUGGGGGGGGUCCGGCCAAGCUCUCUCUUGAAUCUCUGCUCUGCAUUGACGUCUCCCAAGAGAGGGGGGAUUCAAGGAACCUCCGAGAGAGAGAGCAGCUUGGACCUGUGACCCUCCCACCACAGGGCCCAAGGUCUCUGCCGUCGAUGCAGGAGCUAUGGAGAGAAGCAAUGGCGGGGGGAAGGUUCAUCUUUGCUGUUUGUUUUAAGCCUCACUUAGCUGCUGAGUGCAGAGCAUCGCCGUGACACUCCAAGCGUGCAGCAGCAGGGCAGAACAGGCUCCUCUGGAGUUGAGAGUCUGGGGGAACAAAUGUGCUGUUGUAAUAACGCGUGCGUGUGUCUGUGUGUGUGUGUGUGCGCAUGGGUCUUGUCCACCCCCUGGGGCAGGUGCGGAGCUCCCCCGGUCGCUGACGGCUCUGGCCCAGGCCAUGGCUGCCUGUUGUUGUCUGUGAGUCACUGGAGGGGCCAGCCAGCCUCAGCCCGCGUGGGGCUUGCUUUCACCUUCCCCCCGUUCCGGAGCACAAGUACUUGAGCCUUCUUGUUCCUUUUAACAAGCCUCCCUACCCCGUUCUAAAGAAACACGCUGACCGCCUGUCCUCUGACGAUCCACAGCAACAUCUGGCAGCGCUGGCAGGCAGGUUUGCCCUGCCGCAGCCUGAGCCUGGAGACCUGCAGCUCUCCCAUGGCCGAGGCAGGUGCUGGGGUGCAGCCUCCCAGCCCCCCGUGAGCUCAAAGGCAGCGUGCCAGCAGACCUAGGAAACACCGGCAGGUUUCCAAACACUAAAAAGCUGUGGGGUGCCUAAUGGUCAGUGUGGGCAGCCUGCCUGCCCUCCCUGCAGCUCCGCUGGGGGUUUCCAUUCAGUAGGCUUGGAUGCUGGCAAACGAGCAGCCCAGUUGUGACCAGUUGGUCUCCGUUGCUCUCAGUGGGAGGUACUGGAGUUGCAUCCCAUCCCUGCUUCAGCUCUGCGCCUUCCGAGCCCAGCCGGGCAGGAUGGUGCAGGCAUGCCCUGGUUAAGCCCAGGGGUGCAGUGUUUUGUAGCUGCCCGGACAGCAGAGCCCAAUCUGUUCUGGGCACGGUGUCUUUGGGAAGUGACUUAACCUCGUUCCGGUCCUCACUAAUGCUUGGGCGUGACUUUUGGGGGAGGGAGGGAAGCAGGCUCCGCUCUCCCAUCCCAAAUCUUUCAGACUUUUGCGAAAUAGGGGGAGAGUCCCAGUGUGGACUGCGUGGUUUAGCUGUGUUCUUUUUACCCCAGGUGACUCUGUAAGGCUUGAAACUGUGACUGGCCCUGUCUGAGCCAACCUCACCCUAUUCCAGCAUCACCCAUGUCCUAGAGCAGGUCAGCCAGCUGGAGGAGGGAGCCAGAGGGACCUCGGAGGUGGGAAGUGAGCAGUGGUCCUGUGUCUGGGCUCCUCUCCUAACGCACACAGAGCCCUUCUGGGCUGGAGCCCGGGACAACGGGAGUCGCAGUAUCGUAGCCCUAAGGGGGCUGAGCCCUCCUGCCCUCUGGGGUCUGGCCACGAUGGCUGGAGCAAGGAACUUGCCUGCUAAAAAGCAAAACGGGCUGGGUGACCGCAGCCAAUAGCGCUCUGACUCACCCCAGCGGCACGGGGAUCGCCAAACCGGGGCAGAGCGCGGCUCGCCUGCAGCCCUGCCCAGUGUCACCUUCUGCAGCGACCACCGUGAGAGCCCGGGGGGGGCAGAGAGAUCUGGCGAGCAGCUCGCCUGCCCCGCUGUAACAAAGGCGUUCCUGACGCACAGCUCGCUGACCUGUUCUUAAACCCCUCCAGUAUUGCCACCCCAUAUCACUGAUUCCUACCCGAAUCCUUACCUUCAGACAGAGGUUUUUGCCUCGAUGCUAUCCCUUGCUGCAGUUCAAGCUUGUUACUACAGGUCCUGUCCAAGCACAGACACAGGAUACCUUAUAUCCUUUCUCCUUGCGGCUGCAGAGGCUUAGCAGGACCAGCCAUCAUUUUAUAACACUUACGUCCCUCAUGUUCCCGCUUCUUUUAACAGAAGAAACGCCAACUUUUCAGCCUAUUUCCAUAUCAGGGUCUUUCUGUGCUUCUCAUUUUGACCCUGACCAUUUCUGCAGUAUCCCUUUCCCUGGUGGAGUGCCCCGGACUGUGCUUAAUAGAAAUGCAUUAAAAUAUUUGCUAUAAUAUUCCUCUUCUAUAUAUCUCUGUUUUGGUUGCUUUAUUUAUCUGUGCUGAGCAGCACAAAUCUCCAGCGGAUUGCCCACGCUCGGGUUUUGCAGCCGUGCUGACUCGCGUUGAGCAGCUGAACGCCCACCUAGCUCGUUCGUCCCCCUGCAUUUCUUUGCAUUCAUCCACACACAACGUCAUUUACCAUCCUGCCACCUGUUCACCGGUCUUGAGCAGAUCUUGCGCUUUCCUCGAGAUCUCGGGACUCUUCUCUGGUGUGAACCAGUCUGACUUAAUAUCAUCUGCAGUUUCCCUUCUCCACACCUUACCUUCUUUUCUGGGUGAAAACACCACCAGAUGGAGCCUUUUUGCCACGAUGAAAAUGAACUACUAAUUGUUAUUUUCCUCUUCUCUUAAUCAGCCACAUUAUUGACAUGCCACUGUCCUCUAGGCUAGUCUGGUUUGGUCGUGUGUCUAGCAGGACUUUUUCGGAGGACCUUGGAAAGAAAACAGUACAUCAGCUUUUAUUCACUACUUCACUGACACACUCCAAGAACUCUAACAGUUUGGAGAGAACUUUUGCUUAUACAAAAAGCCAUGCUGCUAGUAAUUUAUUCUCAUCUUCCAGAUAAGGUGUUUCACCUUGCAAAGGAAAUUCAGCUGUAAGGCCAGCAGAAUUUCAAUGAAGAACGUUUUUCAGCUUUAUGGUAGACGAUCAAGCCGUGGUAAAGUCUGUGAUACCGGGACAGAGAAGGGAACUUUUAAAAUAGGUGCUGUAGCAUAGGAAAGUUUCCGUUUUAUCCGUUUUCUCAGGGGAUUUGCGGGAAGGAUUGUCUCAGGAUAUCAGCGUACGGUCUCACUCUGCUCCCACCUCUCCUAGCCUUCCUGACACUGGUUACCGAGUGGAAAAAAAGCUUGAACUGGGACUGUGAAUGGGCAACUGGUCCAUAGUACUGUGUCCUGUCACUGGAUGGCAACAGCAUCGCAGGCACGGCCACCUGGGUGCUGGCUCCGAGGGCUCCCAGGGAGGGGGAAACCCCCUUCCAGGUCCCCUCUUUGUGCAGGAGCCCUCGCCGUGCUUUGCACACCCAGAGCCAUGCUCUGACCCACAGCGAAGGCAAGCGUCGCUGGCUCGCAUCGCGCUGCUGUUGGGGAAAGCGCGGAGCGAUUUGGGGGGCAGGAGCGGGCUACGGCAGGGGUGGGUUUGCUGGGAUCAAAGCAGACCAAGGCGAGCAGCUGAUGCUCUUUGUAGGGUUGGUGACCCUCUCUAGAGAGCCGCAGCGGGUAUCUACCUCGAAGCCCCACUCGGCAGAGUUUGGGCAGGGGGCCUGGACAAGGUGCCACAGGCCACCGCGACUAUGCAGAAGGGUUUUGCUCUGGGACUGGCAGUGCCAGGAGCCGUUUUUACAGAAAAACUAAUCUCUGCUAUAGAAGCAACAGCUCCAGAUUAAACUACAUUCUUAGAAUACCCCAAACUUCCCUCACAGGGCUGAAUCAGCCAGUUUUAUCCUGCAGGGACAGAGCCCUGAUCAACUGCAAUAUUUUUAAUCAGUGUAAACUUUGAUUAACCCCCCAGCCCAGUCCCGUGUUGUACCUUGUACGAAAGCAAGCCCACCCAUGCCCGGAGUAGCAGGCUCUCCCUGCUGCCCCCUUCCCAGCCGCUGUGGUGCUCCGGGGGAUGACUGCACCCAGGGCUUUGGCUUCUUGUCCUGGGAGCCAGGGAAACAGGGGUGGGAAGCCCUCAAGUGGAAAAUGAAGGCAGAAGAUGAGGAGAAGGCUCUGCCAUGGCUGUUCACAAGGAGAGGAUUGUUCACUGAAUCAUUUGGGCUGGAAGGAAAGUCUUACCCCCCCCCCCCCCAAGUUCUAAAUCGUUGCAGGGUUUGGUGGAGAACUGCUGAGCAAGCGUGCCAUUUCUCUAGCGCCAGAGACCCGUUUCCCUUCUCCACCCAGCCCCAGGAUCAGGUGGGAUGGCUUCAGCAUCGCAGCGCCCAGUGAAGGCUGAGCUGCACCCCAGAAGUAGCAAAGAGGGGUGCAGGCUGUCCAGGCAGCAGUGCCAGUCCCCAGGGCUGGAGGAACCGUACGUGGACGCAAGUCAGGGCAGCCGAUCGCAGCCUCGCUGGGGGCCCCGAGCUCUGCUCCGUGGUGCCUUCUGCCUCUCUCUGCCGGCUCCCUACGUACCAGGGGUGCGGGAAGGAAAAGGUGCGUUUGGUGAGGAUUUCUUUGCGCAAGAGGCUACCCCAGGAGAGGUGUUAAUGGAACAUAGCACAGGGAGUUGUCAGACACAAAACUUUCGGUUCAAGCAGAACCAUCUGUGUUCGGGAGGGUGGGCAGAAGGUUUCAUUCAGAAGGUUUUAGUGGGUGCAUAGCAAAGGGGUGAGAGACUGAAGGAUCUCGUUUACUGAGCCGAUCUGAGAGCAUUUUUUACUCCCACCCUCUCCCGGCUCUUUCCUUCUGGAUGGAGGAAUCUGCCCAAGCCAUUAUUUUGCUUCUCAGAACCACCUCUCAUUCCUCACACCACAAGCCAAACCCCGAGCCGUCCCUGCCACGCACUGGGUGCCGCAGGGUUCAGACUGGCAGGAGAGACCAUCCUCUUCGUGGCCAGGACUGGUGACAGCCUUCCGUGAAGCUCUGUGUGAUGGGUUUUACACAUAUACUUGAAAUCACACUGUAUUAAUUCUGGUUCUUCCUUGCCUUUUUCCCAGUAUCAAAGCGCACGGCGUUUCCCACAGCUCCUUCCCCAGCCCCUUUUCCCACCCCUCCAGGAAGCCCCGGGUCUCUCCCAGUACUGCAGGACGGGGUAUAUGAUGGAGCAAUACAACGUGCUUUGCACUGACUCUGGGGGGGGGCCACUGGUAAACACCUUUCUUUUCCAGGGGGAGGAGGAGAGGAAGACCACACGUUGUCCCAGUAGCAGUAGGGAGACGGGGAACGAGCUCAGCCUUUCCACAGUGCAGGUUAUCUUUAAAUGGCAGGAAAAGGGGUUGUGUGCAACAUGGUGGGUUGCUUUUACCUGAAAAAACUGUUUCUUUCACAAAUACUCUGUUUUAAAAUGAUGUAAUAUAUAUAUAUAUGUAUGCGUGUGUGUGAAAAUAAAAAUGGUACAUGCAGUGCAAGCUCUUC